This is a messenger RNA of Elgaria multicarinata webbii, 1009 nucleotides long. It is a transcript of the gene SOX12, whose product is annotated as SRY-box transcription factor 12. The transcript has a single exon. Gene Ontology annotation, molecular function: DNA-binding transcription factor activity, RNA polymerase II-specific; RNA polymerase II cis-regulatory region sequence-specific DNA binding. Gene Ontology annotation, biological process: cell differentiation; anatomical structure morphogenesis; negative regulation of transcription by RNA polymerase II. Bases 1 to 987 code for a protein of 328 amino acids. Lineage: Eukaryota; Metazoa; Chordata; Lepidosauria; Squamata; Anguidae. The record is from RefSeq and is a predicted model, not a curated record.
AUGGUCCAGCAAAGGAACGUGAGGAACCGGGGGACGGAAGCCAAAAGGGAGGUGUGUCCCAAAGACGCCUUGCUCUUGACAGAUGCCAAAGGGGAGCCGGGCUGGUGCAAGACGCCGAGCGGGCACAUCAAGCGUCCCAUGAACGCCUUCAUGGUGUGGUCCCAGAACGAGAGGCGGAAGAUCAUGGACCAGUGGCCGGACAUGCACAACGCCGAGAUCUCCAAGCGGCUCGGCCGACGCUGGCAGCUCUUGCAGGACUCCGAGAAGAUCCCCUUUGUCAAGGAGGCGGAGCGGCUACGACUCAAACACAUGGCGGACUACCCCGACUACAAGUACCGGCCCAGGAAGAAAGGCAAGAUGGGCAGCGCCAAGUCCCGCCCGAGAGUCCCCGUGAAGAUCAAGCCCUCCGUCCUCGGCCGGGUGGCCUCCACGAGGAGGCAACCUGUGAAGCCGGACUCGGUUGCCGGCGGCCAGGUGGGACGUGCAUCUCCGGAGCUGGACGACGACGACGACGACGACGACCCCCUGGAAGCGCGGCUCUUGGAGGCGUCCUUUGACGACAGUCCGAAAACACCCAGCAAGGAGUUCUGGCACGUGCUCCCGGCAACGGGUGAGAAAGGAGGGUGGGCGGCUAACACCGUGCAGCCGAAGGACCACGAAACCCCUGCCUUGAGCCAGCCCUUGCUGGAGCAGGCGAGGUCCUCCGGCGUUUCUUCCCCGGCGUCCACCAGGUCCCCUCCCUCCUCCUUCGCCUCUUCGGACGAAGAGUUGGAAGAAGAGCUCUUGAAUUCCCUGCCCAGCCGUGCCCAGCCCAGCACGCCCUGCGGGACCCCGGACUGGUCCAUCUUCGACAAAGACCUUGACCUCUUCCCUUUGGGUGCCACGUCUCACUUUGAGUUCCCGGAUUAUUGCACCCCAGAGGUGACUGAGAUGAUCGCGGGGGACUGGCUGAUGUCUAGUAUCUCGGACUUGGUCUUUACCUACUGAGUCCCACCAGGUAAACUCUCGC